Artibeus jamaicensis (Jamaican fruit-eating bat) is the source of this 3586-nucleotide messenger RNA. It is a transcript of the gene UCK2, whose product is annotated as uridine-cytidine kinase 2. Gene Ontology annotation, molecular function: ATP binding; kinase activity. The transcript has 7 exons. Gene Ontology annotation, cellular component: cytoplasm; cytosol. The record is from RefSeq and is a predicted model, not a curated record. NCBI's taxonomy places the organism in Eukaryota, Metazoa, Chordata, Mammalia, Chiroptera, Phyllostomidae. The coding region runs from base 190 to 975 and encodes 261 amino acids.
GCCGCCGGGGAUGUAAGCGGGCCACCGGGGCGCGCAGAGGCAGACGCUCGCUCCUCCGGGACCGCGGCCCACACCGGCUCCGAGCGGCUGGCGGCGGCCUCGCAGGGGGCGGCGGCGGGGCGGAGGGAGCAGGGAGCCAGGGCGCGUGCGUCCGCGCGCACAGGCCGCGGAGGAGGGGCAGAGCGAGCCAUGGCCGGGGACAGCGAGCAGACCCUCCAGAGCCGCCAGCAGCCCAAAAGCGGCGAGCCCUUCCUGAUCGGCGUCAGCGGGGGCACGGCCAGCGGCAAGUCCUCCGUGUGCGAGAAGAUCGUGCAGCUCCUGGGCCAGAACGAGGUGGACCACCGCCAGAAGCAGGUGGUCAUCGUGAGCCAGGACAGCUUCUACCGCGUCCUCACCCCGGAGCAGAAGGCCAAAGCCCUGAAGGGCCAGUUCAACUUCGAUCACCCGGAUGCCUUUGACAAUGAGCUCAUCCUCAAAACGCUCAGAGACAUCACCGAGGGGAAGACCGUGCAGAUCCCCGUGUACGACUUCGUCUCCCACUCGCGGAAGGAGGAGACGGUCACCGUGUACCCCGCGGAUGUGGUGCUCUUCGAGGGCAUCCUGGCCUUCUACCUGAAGGAGGUGCGGGGCCUGUUCCAGAUGAAGCUCUUUGUGGACACGGACGCCGACACCCGGCUCUCCCGCAGAGUGUUACGGGACAUCAACGAGAGGGGGCGGGAGCUGGAGCAGAUUCUGACCCAGUACAUCACGUUCGUCAAGCCCGCCUUCGAGGAGUUCUGCCUGCCGACAAAGAAGUACGCGGACGUGAUCAUCCCCAGGGGCGUCGACAAUCUAGUGGCCAUCAACCUCAUCGUCCAGCACAUCCAAGACAUCCUGAACGGGGGCCCGUCCAAGCGGCAGACCAACAGCUGUCUCAGCCGCUGCACCCCAGCGCGCAAGAGGCAGGCCUCGGAGUCCAGCAGCCGGCCACACUGACCCCGCGUCCCCAGGGCCUCGGCCCCCACCGCUCCGGGAGACGGGGUGGGGGAGGCAGCGAUGGUGGGGGCCUUGGCCAUCUGAAUAUGCGGUUUCCUAUGACCCUGCCUAUUGAAAACGACACGGAGAAGAAACGCCUUUGAUCUUGAACCAGAACUUGACCCCGAGCUUGCGUGAUGAGCUGUGCCAACUACUGCUGAUUGAUGCCAUCCGGCGAAGCCAACCUGUAAGCAGUUAUAAAUACAUAUACAUAUAAAAGGAUCUAUUUUUGUGUAACCGAACAAACACUGUACAGUUGUCCGCCCGAAGUGUUUGGGAGGAGGGCCCGCAUUGGUGUGUGGAGACUGGAGCUGGAGCUUCCUCUCCGGGAAGUGGCUUGUCCUGUCUCAGUUCAGGUGGCGGCUGGCACCUGGGCGGCAGGGUGUGCGGCAGGCUCACGCCUCUCGCUCUGAGCAAGCGCCUCCAGAAGCCCCUGCAGGGGCUGGAGCUUAAUGUUGCAUCGACGACGGAUGCUUUUUAAAAAAAUUUUUAAGUUGACUUUAGGCAAGACCUCAACCGAAAAAGCAAACUCAGGGAAGGGGCCCCUCGGGACAGUGUGUCUUCCCUGUUGUCCCCACACCCACCCUGCGUCCUGCCCCCAGCUGCUUGGGUGGUCGCUCCAUGACUCCUUCCUCACUCGCAUCUCGGUGUCUUGAAAGCCAGAGCCGCCUGUCCCUUGUCGCUUGCAGGCUGGGUGUUGGUGGGGACUUCUGAGGGCAGGAGGACAGCUGGCAGCCCCUCACAGGGGGGCAACAGAGCUUCACCUGCGCAGGGGACAGUAGCUUUUGUCCCCGAGACAUGGGGCUUUGCAGUGAGGCGGGGUGGCACGCGCCCUCAGCAGCAUGCCAGACGGGCCGACCUCAGGGUCUGGCAGCAUUGGGCACUGGGGAGGUGGCGGGAAGAAAACGGAGUCCAUAGGUCUUAAUACACUGGGUUCUUAGGGUGCAGAGUUCCACCUUUCCCCAGGGCUCCCUCUUGGCGAAAACUUACAUCUGUGGAGGAAGCACAGAUUCUGGAAGAGUCUUGUUUCAGGGGCGCAGGAAGUCGGGGGACCAAGCAGAGCUGCGUUCUAAUUCCAGGGCCCCGCCCCCCAGCUGGUCCACGCCCUCGGCUUGUCCCCUGCGGCUGCCCUGCCCGGGCAUUUCAGGGCCCUUCCCCUCCCGGGGCUGCCCCAGCCCGUUGGAGCCGGUCAGGUACAGUUGUCACCAGUACUCUCCAGUCACCCGGCUGCCCCCUUUUACUCAGCACCGUCCAAUUUCACCCCCCUUUUUCUGGAUUCGGUUUGACUCUGUUGUACUGUUUCAAAAAGUCAGGCCUAGUCUCCAGCUUAGGUUUGCCACCCCUGAGCCACCAGGGAGACCCUGUCUCAGGCCCUCAGGGGGCUCCUGACGGCCGCAGCUGCCUGCUUGGAGCGUGAGGGUUCUGAGGGGCCUGCUCCGAAGGCCGGUGCCCUCCGGGUGGAGGUUCUGGAAGGCCUUUCUCGUCCUGCCGUGGGUGGCUCUGAAGCGUAGGGUGUGUGGCAGGCUGUGGGAAGGUCCUCUGGCCCCCACGGGCCCAUGUGCCCCGGGGAGGCCAGUCCCCGUCCAGGUGCCAAACCACUUAGUGCCUUGGCUGUCGGUCCCACUGCCCUGGAAGGUGGGCUCCUCUCACCUCGGAGCCUCGGCUUUUGAGCCACCGCCUCGGCUGCCUGUGGUGUUGGGACCAAGCCUCAGUGUCCCCGGGUCGCCCGGUCUGGGCCGGGAAGCAGUGCCGAGGCUGCCUUGCCUCCCAGUAGGACCGGUGCCAGGCCUGCAGCCACCUGGGGCUGACCUUGAGCUUUCUGUGGGACAUAGCCUGGCCCUGGCAUUGCAGAGCCCCUGGGUCUCUGAGGCCACUGGGGAGUCUUAGGCCCGAAACCAGGCCCGAGUCACUGGGUGCCCUGCCGGCGUGAGCUGCGGGCGUGGUGGCACUGGUAGUGCUCCUGGGGGCCCGGCCUUGGAGCCUCCCUCCUGGGUGCUUGCUUCUCCCUCCCUGCCGCCCCUCCCAGGUGCCGUCUGCAGACCAGGCGUGCGGAAAACAGGCGUCCAAGCCUGUCACAGGAAGGCUCGGCCCCACACUCCUCUGGCUGACGGAGCUCCCACUGAUGGGUGUCUUCCUUGGGCAGCGUGGGACCCCUAGUAGGAGCAGAGAUGGGAGUCGGGAUAAGGGGGACGCAGCUCUUGUGAGCAGGUGUUGUGACCUCGGGUGGCCUUUGCUAUGGGGGGCAGGGGGGAGAGCUCGGUAGCAGUGGUGGUGACAGCAGAGCCCCGAGGAGCAGGCCGAGGGGGGUGCGGAGGGUUCUCCCCUCCGACCCAGCCGCCCACGAUCGGUGGGUCCCACUGGCCUCCUGUGUCCGGGCCUCCGCCUCCCCAUGCAGGCCGCCCGUGGUAGCUGGUCCUGCCUCAGGAGGGCCGAUAGCUGGGGAAAGACUUUUCCUUUCUUUGAGACGCUUGCUCCUCCCCUCUGCCUUCUACCGCCUGGUCGCAAUUGUCCGCAGUCACGGAAAAGACCACAUACUCUGUAUUUGGCUGUAAAUAAAGACCAAGCUGAAAGA